CUUAAUAUAAAAUUUUGCCAACACCUGAAGGUGUUUUCCCGACUUUGACCCUUGCAAGUUGCAAGAGUAUGAAAUGUUCGGUUACAAUCGAGCUUAGCCCUCCCUUUCCUUUUUUCAAAUUAACUGUAUGCACAAAUGUGAUCUAAAACAACUCUUAAUUUAGCCAAAUACAAUUUUUUAGUCAAAUUUUGAAACUGGAUUUUAAAAAAGAUACAAGUAUAUAUAAGAUAAAUUAAAUUUAUAAUUAGAAGCGUUUGCAAGCCAUUGACACACUGCUUCUACAGCAUACAUACAUACAUACAUUACAUAAAUUGAUUUGUUUUUAUAUAUGAGCAUCUUUGUUGUACACAUUAUUGUACAGGCUUUAAAUAAAUAUUUGCACAAAAGUGUCUAAAUAUUGCAAUAUGCAUAUAGGGAUUACUACCAUAAAUGUGUAUGUAUGUAUGUAUUUACAUAUCGACUCGAUUAUUGGUUUUAUAUAAAUACACAUACAUAUACCAUUCAUACGUAAAUGGUACAUAAAUGCACAUAUACAUGUGCUACUUUUUAUAUAUGAAGAAAGUAUAAAAUUUAUGAUCUUGUAACAAAUAUAUUUCUCAAACAAACAAACAUACAUACAUUAUGUUAGCACGUUCCUGAUUGCGCGAAUAAAAACUGCAAUAACCCCUGUAGGCCUUUAUGUACUUGAGAUCAAAUUGUCAUCGCAGAUAUUAUCAUGUUGACAAGUUUCUUCGUUAAUUCAUUAACAUGCACAACUCCUUGUUCUAUUAAGUGAAAGAGCCCCUGAUCUGCUGAACUUGUUUUUGUUUAAUUAAAACGAAUCGCAGUUUCAAAAUCAAAACGAAAUGCAUAUAAAAGUUAAAUACUGCAACGCAUUGUAAAUUCAUUAACUGAACAAGUCACAAGUCACCAGAUUUCCGUAACGUAAUUGUCUUCAAACGAAAAUAAUUCGGCAGUAAAGUAGAGACAAGCAGGAUGUCACGAAUUAGCUGGGCACCGUUAUUUGCAUGUGUUGUACUUUGCAUGCAAUCAGCAAUGGCGCAAAGAGCAGUUGGCUUUGAGCGCUGUCGCUUCGGUGAUUCGGUGUGCAACACAAAGAUUACCAACGAACUGCUACAAAAGUACGCCGAAACUGGUGUGCGUAUACUGCAUAUCCCGCCCUUCGAUCCAUUGCAUAUUAAGUCGCUUAUAUUGCCGCCAAAUCCAAAUGGUCUCAUAAAUGUACGCUUGUCCUUCACAGAUGUUGACAUACAUGGUUUGAAGAAUGCACAAAACAUCAAAAUCGACGGCUUUACACGCGAUGUCACCAGUCCGUUAUCACUGUCAUGCACCGUCCCGAAAGCAAGGUUUAGCGGUGCCUAUGAAGGCGAAGGCAAAAUUCUUGGCGUGAAUUUCAAAGGCAAAGGCAAUUGUGUAAUAGAGCUAUCUGAUAUAAACCUAACUUGCAAAAUAGACGCCAAAUUGGUGCAGAAGGGCGGCAAGAAUUACUUAGUAAUUAAAAAUGUAUCAUUGGUUAUGUCGAAACCGAAAAAUGUACAUUACCAAUUGGACGGACUCUACAAUGGCAACCCGGAAUUGAGCGCAACGGCGAACGAUUUCCUCAAUGCCAAUGCGGAUGAAAUUUUCGAAGGAAUGCGUUUGAAUUUACAAGAGACUUUUGCAUUGAUAGUACAUAAUUACAUGGAAAAAGUGUUUAAUGAAUGGGCAUACGAUGAUCUUUUCUUGCCCGAGUGAAGUAGUAUUAUAAUAAUUAUGAAGUGAUUAAUAUUUUUAUGCAUGUAAAUACAACAGCAAUAAAGCAGAAAAUGAAUAGACAAAAUAA
Messenger RNA from Bactrocera oleae (olive fruit fly), 1822 nucleotides. Its product is annotated as protein takeout. The record is from RefSeq and is a predicted model, not a curated record. Lineage: Eukaryota; Metazoa; Arthropoda; Insecta; Diptera; Tephritidae.